Molecule: messenger RNA, 2405 nt
Organism: Phyllostomus discolor (pale spear-nosed bat)
Lineage: Eukaryota; Metazoa; Chordata; Mammalia; Chiroptera; Phyllostomidae
Gene: RHBDD3
Product: rhomboid domain containing 3
Exons: 7
Coding region: 1095-2252 (385 amino acids)
Cellular component (GO): membrane
Molecular function (GO): serine-type endopeptidase activity; protein binding
Source: RefSeq, a predicted model, not a curated record
GUCCCUAUUCCCAGCCGGGCGGGGGGCGCGCUCCGCAGUGAGUACCCCGGACACGUGGCCUGAGCCGGCUGGGGCGGGGGCCGAAGCCGGUGGGCUGGAAGGGAUGGCCGGAACGUUGCACUCGGUCCCGAGACCCCCGCCCCCCCCCCCCCCCCCCAGUAACGGUCGAGGUUGAGAAGUCUCUUUAAUCAUCCCUCAUUUAAUAUCCUUGUUUUUACAGAAGGGGAAACUGAGGCCCAAGGAAUUUGGGUACUUUUCCUAGUCACAAAGCUGAGUCCGACCCACACCUUGGGACCCCCCACUCUCUCCAUCACCCGGAAGACUCUUCCGGGUCCUUGCCUUCCCAUUCUGUCCUCCGGCUUCCCAAUAAGGUAGGCAGGGCCUGACGGUGCAUAGCCCCAUUUUAUAGAUUGAGACUGUGGCCUGGAGGGUUCAAACCCCAGUCGUUUGCCCAUGGGCAAGUCCUGGAGGGGUGGGGGGUUGCUUGUGAGGGUGCAGGAGGAGGCUUGCAGUGGGUGCUUUGGCUCCGGCCAACGGUGGCACCUGUCCGCCUUUCUGGACAACCUUUAACCCAGUCUCACUCAAAUCCCUCAGCCAGGUGGUGCCAAGCUAGUGUUUUUCAUUCAGUGAAUACUUAAAAAGCAUCAACUAUGUGUGAGGAGCAUCCUGGGGAACCUGGGGAUGAACAACCCUCCGUCCUCCCACCCUUUAGCUCAGACCAGCUGCCUGUGUGAAAGACAGGCUAAGCUGUACUCAUUAGAUGAGAUUCAUGAUGUGAAGGCCAGAGAAGGGGAUGGGGACAUUUGAGCUGGGCUUCAAAGGGUGCAAAGGAGUUUGCGUGUUGAAGAUCGAGGCAAAGGAGCUUUCUACAUGUUUCCUGCAGGAACUGGCAGGGCAGGAUUUUCUUAAUCCCCAUUUUACAGAAGAGGAAGGAGAGGCUCAGAGGUUGGACAGCUUGCCCGGGGAUGCACCACAGGAAGAAGCAGAUGCUGGAACGUUCCUGUGGAAAGGGGGGCUAGGGCCAGAGGGGCUGUGCUGGGGCUCUGUGGAAGCACACAGCCCCAAGACUGCCCUUGACUACCUUCAGCCAAGCCAUGUAUGACAGAAGCCCCCCUGGCUUACUGUCCCCAGCACUGCCUCUUGCCUCCUCAGUCCUGAUGCUGCUAAUGAGCUGUCUGUGGCUGGUGGGGGCUGGCCCCAGCCUUGCCCUGGCUCCGGAGCUGCUGCUGGACCCCUGGCAGGCACACAGGCUGCUGACCCAUGCUGUGGGCCACACGGCCCUACCCAGCCUGCUGUUGAGUCUGUUGCUCCUGCCCACGCUGGGCUGGUGGCAAGAGUGCCACCUGGGCACGCUGCGGUUCCUGCAUGCCUCCAUCCUGCUCGCCCUGGCUGCUGGGCUAAUGGCUGUGCUGCUGGCAGGCCUUGGGGUGUCCAGUGCAGCUGGUGGCUGCGGGUACAUGCCUGUCCAUCUGGCCAUGCUGGCAGGGCAGGGUUACCACCCUAGAUGGCCCCAUGGGGCACUGCCGCCAUGGCUGUCACCAUGGCUACUGCUCAUCCUGACACCACUGCUCACCUCUGAGCCACCCUUCCUGCAUCUCCUCUGUGGUCUCCUUGCUGGCCUGGCCUACGCAGCUGGGGCCUUCCAGUGGCUGGAGCUCUCCGAGCGGCGGCUGCAGGUGCUGCAGGAGGGCUUCUUGUGCAGGGUCUUGGCGGAGUGCUGGCCGCUCAGGCUCCUUCCCACCCCAGGCAGCGUGGCUGAGCUGCCUUUCACCCUUCCUGGAGUGAGGCUUUCCACCCCUGGGCCUCCUCACAUGGCCUCCUCUAGGCUUUGGUCCCACAGCGAAGACUCAGCCUUGUUUCCGCCAGGCCUGGGGCCUAUGCAGCCGGCGUGGGACGGCUCCUCAGAGGCCGGCCUGGCCUGGACUGGGCCCAGCUUCCCCACAGGGACCCCGCUGUGGGCAGCCCUAGAUGAGCAGAUGCUGCAGGAAGGGAUCCAGGCCUCGCUCCUUGAGGGGCAAGCCCAGGUUCCCAAGAGCUCACUGUGGCUGCCUAAGUCUUCUGUCUCCUCUCUACGGCUGCAGCAGCUGGAGCGCAUGGGCUUCCCCACAGAGCAGGCAGUGGUGGCGCUAGCAGCCACAGGGCGCGUUGAGGGUGCCGUGUCACUGCUCGUCGGCGGGGAGGUGGGCGCUGAGGCCCUGGUGACCGAGGGGAGGGGUGGGCCCACUUACCCUGAGGGUCCUGGGCCCCCCUAGCACACAGGUCGGCCCUCAGGUGACAAGAGGCGUGGCUUAGGUGUCAGUAGUCCGAGUCCCAGCGUGCCAAGUCACAGUGGGUGCAGGAGAGGCCCCUACAGCACCCUGUACUGGUGCUGCUCAGAAUAAAACCAGUUCACUUUUCAGCCUGGA